CAUUCCCCCCUCUCUAUCCUCUCACUCAGUCACUCUCCCUCAAUCUGUAAAUUUUUUUUUUCGAGAGUUCUCUUUCUUCCCGUAUCCAUUUCUCAAUCUGUGGUUUGUCCUCUGUUUUAAGAGUUUUGUGGCUAUGCUGUUGACCACAUAAUAAAUGGAAACGAAGACCAUGGGAGGAGAAGAUGAGAACAUCAAAAAGAUCCGAUCGGUAGUGGGUACUGAAUUUCCGGAACCAGACAUUCUCCGACCACUCUCACAAUCCGGCAACGACCCAGAUGCGGCCAUCAACCACAUCAUCGGCACAACUCCGAUCACCGUUAAACGGACGGUUACCAGCACUGGCGCUCGAAUUUCUACCCAGGUUAAGCAAGAGAACAGUGAAGAGUUAGGAGAUGAAUCGGUACACGAGUCGAAGCCAAAGAUCAGAGUAAAAGAGGAAUCUGAUAUGGGUUUUGAGGUUAAAGACUCUGUAAAGGAUGAAUCUGGGUGUUUAGUUUGCAUUCAGAAAUCGGUACCCAGAAUAUCCUUUGAUGAGUUUCUUCAGGCGACGAACACCAAAGUUAUGACCGAUGAUGAAUAUCUCAAGACCCAGAUUGAGCAGGAGAGGCCAAAAGAAUCAGAAGAAGCUCAAUCGAUUAUUGAGUCGAAGCCGGAUGUGAAUGUGAAGGAGGAACCUGAUAUGAUUAUUGAGAAGGUGCCUGAAAACGGAGAAGUAGUGGGUUCAGAUAGUCUUCAAUCAACUGAGACUAAAGUUGUCUCCAAUGAUGAAUGUGCAAAGAUCCGGAUUGAACAGGACAGGCCAAACGAAUCAGAAGCAGCUCAAUCCAAUCAUGGUUCGAAGCCAGAUGUGAAUGUGAAGGAAGAACCUGAUGUGAGUACGGAGAAGAAGGUGCCUGUAAAGGAACAAUUAAUGGGUUCGGAUAGUCUUCAAUCAACUGAGACUAAAGUUGUCUCCAAUGAUGAAUGUGCAAAGAGCCAGAUUGUUAAACAAGAGAGCCCUAAAGAGUUAGGCGCCGAAUCUUGUUGUGGGUCGAAGGAAGAAUCCUAUGAGGAGUUUAGGAAGAGGAAAAAGGAGGAGUUGAAUCGCAGGAGGGAAGAAGAAAUGGAGGCCGCCAGACGCAAUUUGCUUAGAUCCUCCUCAAGUGUGAAGAAAGAAAGAGUCGAAGAUAAGAGGCUUAGCACAGUUGUGAUAGAGGAUGGAGAUUUUCCAGAAGAAAAGGACUGGUUGUUGGUGGGCAGGAAUGUUGUUACCGGGCUUUCGACUACCAGGGGAAGGAAACUGGAAGACAAUGAGAUAGUCCAUUUUGCUUUUCCUUCUGGGGAUUCAAGAAGUAGACACAGUUCACAGUGGGUGAGUGCAAAGGCUGCUGCAACGUCUGGGAUUGUUCGCUUCUCAACCAAACGAUCCGGCGAGAUUGGUCGUCUUCCUAUGGAGUGGGCAAAAUGCCUCAUCCCACUUGUAAAUUCUUCCAAGGUUAAAGUUCUUGGUCGAUGCGUGGCAGCGCCAUUAAGUCUUCAGUUGAUGCAAGAGAUAAUGUUGUAUUUAAGCUUUUAUAUUCACCGUUCAAUUUUCACUGAGGGGGACGACAAGUCAUCUUGGAGGCUAGAUGCCCCCUCAUUCAUUGACUCCACGGUUUAUCCUUUGCUAACUCUGUUCAAGUUGCUGAAUGUUGAACCAUUUCAAAAGGCUGAAUUCACCCCAGAUGAACUUAACUCUCGCAAACGAAUGCUGAAUCUAGACGGUGAUUCAAAUGAAGCUGCAUCAAUGCUUCCUAUAUUGAAGCGAAGAAAGGGUUGCCAGCAGUAUCCUGAACAAAACAAAGAUGAACAAGCUGUCUCAGAAUCAUCUUUGAAUAAGCUUGUUGGUGCAGUAGAUACCUACAACUUGGAGGAGAUGGAGCCCCCUGCAACCCUUAUGUGUGAUUUAAGGCCAUACCAGAAGCAGGCUCUCUACUGGAUGUCAGAAUUAGAGAAGGGAACAGAUGUUGAGGAAGCAGAAAAAACUCUUCAUCCAUGCUGGGCCGCCCAUCGCAUAUGUGAUGGGAGGGCUUCUGCAAUUUAUGUGAAUGUUUUCUCUGGGGAAGCGACUACUCAAUUUCCAACUGCAACACAGAUGGCAAGAGGGGGAAUUUUGGCUGACGCAAUGGGGUUAGGGAAAACUGUGAUGACAAUUGCCCUAAUUCUUGCAAGACUAGGCAGGGGAAAGGAUUCUGAUACAGAAAGCCCACAAAAAGUAAAGGGUGGCUCUCUCAUUAUUUGUCCCAUGACUUUGCUUGGCCAAUGGAAGGAUGAGCUUGAUACUCAUUCAAAGCCAGAAAGUAUAUCAGUUUUUAUUCACUAUGGUGGGGAUCGAACCAAUGAUGCCAAGGUGAUCGCAAAAAAUGAUGUCGUUGUAACGACAUACGGUGUCUUGACUUCAUGUUAUAAAAGUGAUGGGGAGAACAGCAUCUUUCACAGAAUUGAGUGGCAUCGGGUGGUGCUAGAUGAAGCUCAUACUAUCAAAUCCUCAAAAACCUUAGCUGCUCAGGCUGCUUAUUCAUUAUCCUCACACUGCCGGUGGUGUCUCACGGGCACGCCUCUUCAGAAUAAUUUGGAAGACCUCUACAGCCUGCUAUGCUUCUUGCAUGUUGAGCCAUGGUGCAACUGGGCAUGGUGGAGCAAAUUGAUUCAGAGGCCUCAUGAGAGUGGUGAUCAGAGAGGCUUGAAAUUGAUUAAAGCUAUUUUGAGGCCGUUGAUGCUGAGGAGAACUAAGGAUACAAAGGACAAACAAGGAAGGCCCAUUCUUUUCCUCCCACCGACAGACAUCCAAGUCAUUGAGUGCAAACAGUCAGAAGCUGAACGUGAUUUUUAUGAUGCCCUCUUCAGAAGAUCGAAAGUCCAGUUUGACCAAUUUGUGGCACAAGGCAAAGUUCUUCACAACUAUGCAAAUAUUCUUGAGCUGCUACUUAGACUAAGGCAGUGUUGCAACCACCCAUUUCUAGUUAUGAGCCGAAGUGAUUCACAAGAAUAUUCGGACCUGAGCAAGCUUGCUAGAAGGUUCCUUGAGAUUAAUCCUGAUUCUGCCACUUCAGGUCAGAAAGUCCCUAGUCAAGCAUACAUCGAAGAGGUUGUUGAGGGCCUCAGGCGAGGUGAAAACACAGAGUGUCCUAUAUGCCUGGAGUUUGCAGAUGACCCCGUGCUCACUCCAUGUGCACAUCGGAUGUGCAGGGAGUGUCUUCUCUCCAGCUGGCGGACCCCUUCCACUGGGCUUUGCCCAAUAUGCAGGCAGCUGCUGAAGAAAGCAGACCUCAUUACUUGCCCAUCUGAAAACCGGUUCAGAAUUGAUGUUGUAAAUAAUUGGAAGGAGUCUUCUAAGGUUACAAAGCUCCUUGAUUGCUUGGAAAGUAUACGUCGAUCAGGUUCUGGUGAGAAGAGCAUUGUUUUCAGCCAGUGGACUUCAUUCUUUGAUCUCUUGGAGAUUCCAUUGAGGAAGAAAGGAGUUGGGUUCUUAAGGUUUGAUGGUAGACUGACGCAGAAACAGAGGGAGAGGGUUUUAAAGGAGUUUAGUGAGACCAGAGAGAAAAUGGUAUUGUUGAUGUCAUUGAAAGCAGGUGGUGUGGGCUUGAAUUUGACUGCAGCUUGUAAUGUCUUCCUUAUGGAUCCAUGGUGGAAUCCUGCAGUAGAGGAGCAAGCCAUAAUGCGAAUUCAUCGGAUUGGACAAAAGCGAAAAGUUACCGUUAGAAGAUUUAUUGUCAUGGACACGGUCGAGGAGCGCAUGCAGCAAGUUCAGGCGAGGAAGGAGCGGAUGAUAGCCGGAGCCCUCACUGAUCAAGAAGUUCGAUCAGCUCGGCUCGAGGAGCUUAAAAUGCUCUUCAGAUAAAAUUUUUAAUUAUGAAAUAUGCAAAUGUAUGUAUAUAUAUGUUAUGGAAGUAAUUAGAGAGCAUGCUGUAGAGGGUUUUUUUUUUUUUUUUUUGUAUAGGCUGAUGACCCUCAAGUUUUGCAAAUUUUGGCAUUACUUUGCAUUGUUGAUUUACUUUGUUAUCUUCUUGUAAUGUCUUUCCAGAUUAAUUUAGCAGGUUCAACAUCAUGUAUUUUUGGUAGAGUGCAUAAAAUCUCUUUGAACCAUUAGCAAGCAUGCAAA
Messenger RNA from Cornus florida, 4120 nucleotides. RefSeq names its product DNA repair protein RAD5B. The record is from RefSeq and is a predicted model, not a curated record. Lineage: Eukaryota; Viridiplantae; Streptophyta; Magnoliopsida; Cornales; Cornaceae. Gene Ontology annotation, molecular function: zinc ion binding; ATP-dependent chromatin remodeler activity; nucleic acid binding. The transcript is spliced from 18 exons. The coding region runs from base 155 to 3859 and encodes 1234 amino acids.